CUCUCUAAUUUGUUCCUUUCUCUUUCUCUUUCUCUCUCCAAACUUCGUAUCUCUCUUCAAUCUCCUUCCCGUUUCUUAUUAUCUAUCUAUCCAUCGUCCCUCGGCAGUAGCAAACUGCUCAGGUCAUCUCUCUUCCACCCAUUCCACCGCUAAGAAUUUUGAUUUCAGAUGGAAAAUUCAAAAUCUAGUAACGACAACAACGAAACCAAGAUAAUUCAUGUCGCCGAAGAAAACCCUAACCCUGAUAUUCCUACAACGGCUGUAGCUGCUGCGGUAGAAGAACAACAACAACAACAACAACAAGGGUCGUCUGUCUUAGACGUAGUUUCUAAUGGAGCCCGUCAGUUACCAUCCAGGACUCCGUUCACAAAUCUCAGUCAGGUCGAUGCUGAUCUCGCCCUUGCUCGAACCUUGCAAGAACAGGAAAGGGCAUACAUGGUGCUUAGGAUGAAUGGAGAUGGAAGUGAUUAUGGAAGUUGGGAAACUGGUAGUUAUGACCAGGAAGAUGAGGAAGGUUUUGAUGAUCCCAGUGAAGAAGGGGAAUAUGCUGGUAAUGAUGAUGAAGAUGACGAAAAUGAGGAGGAUGCAUUUGAUGUUCAUGCUCAUUAUGAAGAUGAAGAUGAAGAUGAUGAAGAUGUUGUUGAGUUGGAUCCAGCUUCCUUUCCUGAUGAUGAGUCCUAUGCUAGAGCCUUACAGGAUAUUGAAGAACGAGAAAUGGCUGAAAGGUUGCUGGCCUUAGCAGGAAUAAGUAAUCAUGUAGUUGAAGCAAUGGAGGAUCAUGGGCAUAACUCUCAGGAAACCUGGGAUGACAUUGAUCCUGAUGAACUAUCAUAUGAGGAACUUAUUGCUCUAGGAGAGAUGGUGGGGACUGAGAGCAGAGGGCUUUCAGUUGAUACAAUUGCUUCUUUGCCUUCAGUAAAGUUCAAGGCGGGUGAAACUCAGAAUGGAUGCUCUGAAUCGUGUGUGAUCUGUCGGUUGGACUUUGAGGAGGAUGAAACCUUGACUCUGCUCUCAUGCAAACACUCGUACCAUUCCGAGUGCAUAAACAACUGGUUGCGUAUUAAUAAGGUCUGUCCUGUGUGCAGCACUGAGGUUUCGUCAUCUGGACCGGCUACAUAGUCAUUUUCGUGUCACUGUGGAAGACUAGAUUCGCAGGCAGCAGCUAAAAGGGAAGUGUGGAUUUGAUGCAUAAAAGAUGGCAAACUUUGAUGAACUUUUUUUCACCUCUUUUAUGUGGUUAUUAUACUUAAUACUACUUACUGGAUUUGAAGGAAGGACUUUAGUGUGUUUCCCAUGCAGCCAUCAAUUCUUAUUUAGCCUAAUGCAUCAAGUGUUAUCCCACACAAUGAAUCAUUAUUUGAAAUGGCCAUUAGUACCCUAUUUUAGUUUCUGUACAAUUUUUGUUUUUCUAAGAAUCUUCAGAACGUUUCCCUAAUAAGUAAUUGCCAUUAAUUUUUGAGAAAUAUAUUCAUUUUUAUUUGG
Messenger RNA from Impatiens glandulifera, 1482 nucleotides. Its product is annotated as E3 ubiquitin ligase BIG BROTHER-related. The record is from RefSeq and is a predicted model, not a curated record. The coding region runs from base 169 to 1119 and encodes 316 amino acids. Lineage: Eukaryota; Viridiplantae; Streptophyta; Magnoliopsida; Ericales; Balsaminaceae. The transcript has 7 exons.